Messenger RNA from Protopolystoma xenopodis, 417 nucleotides. Lineage: Eukaryota; Metazoa; Platyhelminthes; Monogenea; Polystomatidea; Polystomatidae. The record is from the annotation of a GenBank genome assembly.
AUGAACAGCACUGAAACUGCUUGCCCUUUUUCUUCACCGACGCCACAGCCUUCAUCUUCAUUACACCCAUUACUAAUGCCCUCACUAGCAACACAGCAUUCCUCUUCUACUUCAGUGUCACCCUCGUCUCCAGUGCUCCAGACUCAGCUGGCAUUUUGGAAGCAACUUGAUAAGCUUUCUCGAUCUCCCAUAGAUCAGGAUUUGUUUGUUCUUGGUCGCGAAGCUGAGGCGAUUUCUCCACCACCCAGACAGAUAACCAGCAAUUUUGCCCUCCUUAGAGCCUCACUGGACCAUACUAGCGGAGUAUUGUCUGCCUAUCCUUCCCAAACCAAGCAGACCAUACAGACUCAACAGCAGCACCUAAAAUGUUAUGAACAGACCUGCGAAGAGUUUUGUAAAGCAACUUCUUCUCCAUCU